Molecule: messenger RNA, 891 nt
Organism: Protopolystoma xenopodis
Lineage: Eukaryota; Metazoa; Platyhelminthes; Monogenea; Polystomatidea; Polystomatidae
Source: the annotation of a GenBank genome assembly
GGCCACCGGAGCUCUCGAGGCCACUCGAAUUCUCCGAGUCAAAGAUACUCUCCAUUGAAGUUGCCCCCCCACCGCCAGCACCAACACCAGCACCACCAUUCGCAUAAUCUGCAUCACGCCUGCCGUCAUUCGCAUCAGCAUCAUCUGCAGCAGAAGCAGCGUCAGCCGCAGCACCACCAACGUCAGGCGCCCUGGAGACCGAUAAGCACAUCAGUCGGCCCGGCACAUGUUGGGCAUCUGCCGGACGUCAUGGCGAAUGCUACCGGCCACAUGCACUUUCAUACCAACUCCACUCCCCAGGACGCGUCUUCAGACUGCCCUGGUUGCCCGCCCCCUUCCGGCCUUGCAGUCACAUCUGCACAAGCCCAGACGGCCUGGACCCUCGCCGCGGAACACCACCUUCCACAGCACAACUUGCCCGACCGUCCGGCCCACUCACCUCCUCCGACGUCACAUCUUCAGGCUUUUGGAAUAAAAGGUGGGUUUCGAGGACCCAGCUUCGAGUCCCGGCGGACCCGCUUACACGGCUGUUGUGGUCAGGCUUGCAAUGAUGAUUUCAGUCAGUUGUGGGCAUAUUCAACUACCAGGCCCGACAUCAGCUCCAGCCAUCGAGGUCGAGUGAACAUUUUAUGCACGCCCUGUUUGUGUUCAACACGAAAUCACAUCAAAAAGUGGAUAUAUGCCGUUGGAAACGACUGCGUGAUCGGGUUAUAACGACUUGAUCACUUGCUUUCGGCUGUCGUCUACGUGAUCACAUCAUGUUGCCAGGCCACCCAGCAACAGGACGCCGUUGUUAAGGUUUCAUCUACUCACCGGCCGUCGGAGCCAAAAGGAAAUCGCUCUGCUGCUGUGCCUCGUGGGGUUGAGGUUCACAUUCUGGCUGCCAAGUGA